Helianthus annuus (common sunflower) is the source of this 522-nucleotide messenger RNA. Its product is annotated as ADP-ribosylation factor-like protein 6-interacting protein 4. The transcript is spliced from 2 exons. Bases 1 to 522 code for a protein of 173 amino acids. NCBI's taxonomy places the organism in Eukaryota, Viridiplantae, Streptophyta, Magnoliopsida, Asterales, Asteraceae. The record is from RefSeq and is a predicted model, not a curated record.
AUGAAGCUAAUAAGAGUUAUGGUUGAAGCAAGAUACAAAGACACACAGGCUGACAUCAAGGGCAUAAAAGAAUGCAUUGCAAAGUUAACUAGUACUACCCCUACACCUGUGUUUGAAAAGAACGAUGAAGAUGAUGCUGAAAAGAGGGAAAAGGAUUCCAUGAAAAACUUUGGCAAACCAACACCAAGGAAUCAGCCAAAACAAAAUCCAAAGCCUGCCAAGCAAACUUCUGCAAAAUCUCCUAGAAAAUCUGAUACUGAUAAGAAGAUUGAACGAAAACAGAAGAGGAAGCAUACAAAAGAGGAAGAUGAAGUGCUUAACAUUCGAACUUCAAAUAGUAGAAAAUCACAGAUAGAUAACGAAUCACCACCAGAAAAACCAACCACUGCUGCGAAACUCAAAACCACUGCUGAACCUAAGAAGUCAGAUUCUAAUACACCUAAAACAAAACUCUCACCAGAAAAACCACCUGCUAAAAAGCAGAAUACAAAAUCCUCAUCACCAUUGUCAACCUCGACUUAA